AUGCAAAACCUUCAAGAAAAGAAAUCAGCUCUAUGUUCUGGAGGCUGUGAUGUAACUCCUGACAGAACGCUUCCAUUGUUGAAACAGGUAUAUGAUAUUUCUUCCUCGCAUGUAGGGGUUGAUGAGAACUUCAUUAAGCAAUCAACUAACAGGAAUGGCAGAAUGCAAGACACAACUCCUUACUGUUUUCAUGAUUCAUCUAGUCCUGUCUGGUCAACUGAAGAUAGUGACCAAUGCUCAGUUGCUAGCCGUAGUUUAAACGUUGAUUAUGUUGGCCAAACCUCUCGUAAAUCGUUGGACAAUGCACCUGACAAUUCCGAUGCUGACUCAGCAUUCCCUUAUUUGUGUUACAAAAGAGACUUACCCUUGUCUCCUGUGGACAAAGUAUACGAUAUGCAUAAACUAGAACAUCGUGCUUACAAGUCAACAGUGGAGGCAUUGUUGUCUUCAGGUCCUUUAGCUUGGGCAAAGGAGUCUCUGCUAACAAAUCUCUGCUUCAGCCUAAACAUUUCAGACGAAGAACAUCUACUCCUGCUCAGAUACCUUUUGUCUACUCAAGCUCUUUGA
Hibiscus syriacus is the source of this 567-nucleotide messenger RNA. RefSeq lists its product as uncharacterized. NCBI's taxonomy places the organism in Eukaryota, Viridiplantae, Streptophyta, Magnoliopsida, Malvales, Malvaceae. Gene Ontology annotation, cellular component: nucleus. The transcript has a single exon. Bases 1 to 567 code for a protein of 188 amino acids. The record is from RefSeq and is a predicted model, not a curated record. Gene Ontology annotation, biological process: defense response to fungus.